UCUUCUCCUCCCCCACCAUCCACACACUCCCCGAAGCUUACACGCUCAAAGAUAUGACAGACAGCUUCGAGCGUGUUAUCGAUUUCGAUCUGACCUACAACCAAAACGCGUACACUAUCGCUUACCCCGUAGCUGCGAACCAGCACCAACAAGAGUUGCUUUCAAAGGGAUUUCCAUGCUCGCAUGAUCAUCUGUGUGCAUGGGCGAACGGGUGUACAUAUAUUAGCAUGAAAAAAGGGGAUGUUGGCGUUUUGCUUGUGGAUUUGACGCCAGGGCAGAUUGCGGCGAAGCAGGCAUGGGGUAAUGCAUUUAUUGGGUGGAUGUACAAUGUGGAGGCCGGCAAAUCGGUCAUUCUAAGUGAGGAACAACAGCAGGAUGUAGACGAUUGGACUUCCCAAGACGUUUUCGAUAAGUUGGUGCGGCAUGUCCUACCCCCAAGCGACAGAAAACUCGAACUAGUAGGCUUCCUUCGUCCAGAAGGCGCGCUUCCUAAUCUAUCGGCCUCUGAACUCGAGUCCACCUUUAACGGCACCCCGGUUAAGUGGAUACAGCUGAUCGACAUAGCCUACGGCGCGGCAGUUGUAAUGAUGGUAUUUUUGGAAUACAGAAAAUUGGUAUUGCCAAAGGCACCUCUUCCCAUAGGUAUCACCCUCGCGAACGGCAAGACCAUUACCAUCAUACCGGCGAAUGCUUACCCCCCGGUUGACUGCAAAUUCCUCUUUACAAACUCGCAGGAAAACCAGACCACCGCUACGGUCAAAGUCUUACGCGGUACCAUUCCAUGUCAAGAACUUAAAAUCGAAGAUUUAGCUCCUAAACCAAGAGGUGAGGCGAGGCUCAAGGUUACAUUGAGGAUCAGGUCGGGAGGACACUGGAGUUUGGAGCUUGGGGAGUUUGAGACGGGUAGAAUAACGAAUCUAGAUUCUGAAGGAAUAUGUAUCCAGGAUGAGGCUGAGAUAGAUGCGUAUGAGAAGGAGACGACGAAUAGGCAGAUCGACAUUGUGAUUGGAGCGGAUGGUGUCGUUGGAGAGUUACCUCCAUAG
Messenger RNA from Acaulospora colombiana, 1043 nucleotides. NCBI's taxonomy places the organism in Eukaryota, Fungi, Glomeromycota, Glomeromycetes, Diversisporales, Acaulosporaceae. The record is from the annotation of a GenBank genome assembly.